Molecule: messenger RNA, 1974 nt
Organism: Lethenteron reissneri (Far Eastern brook lamprey)
Lineage: Eukaryota; Metazoa; Chordata; Hyperoartia; Petromyzontiformes; Petromyzontidae
Product: claudin-15-like
Cellular component (GO): bicellular tight junction; membrane
Molecular function (GO): structural molecule activity
Source: RefSeq, a predicted model, not a curated record
GUGGGUCCAUCCAUCUAACCGUCCGUCCGUCUAACCCUCCAUCCAUCCGAGGGUCCAUCCGUCUAACCCUCCUUCCGUCUAACCCUCCGUCCGUCCGUGGGUCCAUCCAUCUAACCGUCCGUCCGUCUGCCCUCCCGUCCGCCCCCACGUGCGCCAGGCCACGUGCAGGCGUGCCGGGCUCUGGUCAUCACGGCGAUCGUGCUCGGAUUCUUCGGCACGCUGCUCGCCUUCCUGGGUAUGCGCUGCACCAACAUCGUGAGCAGCGACCCCGCGGUGAAGGGUCGCAUCGUCUUCUCCGCGGGCAUCAUCUACAUCCUGGAAGGGCUGAGCUCCAUCAUCGCGGUGUCGUGGUACGCGGCGCAGGUGGUUGCAGAAUUCUUCGACCCCUUCUACGCCGGCACAAAGUAUGAGCUGGGGCCCGCUUUGUACAUGGGUUGGGCCGGCUCGGGUCUGGCCAUCCUAGGCGGCGGGUUGCUGUGCUGCGUCUGCUGUACUGGGGCCCGGUCUUCUACGCAGAGAGACCACACGUUCAAGUACGCGGCGGCGCGUGCGGCGACCCCGAUCAGCGCUGCCGCCCCACGGACGAUCCUCGAUAUGGAGGGGCAGACGUACGCCCGGCAGGGCUACGUCUAGCAGCCUCCCCCAGAGGGGGGGCGGGGGGGAGGGGGCCGACAUGGUGGCUCCCCCAGAAGGCCGCCCUGCCCUGCCACCCACCACCAACCCCGUCGUCUGGGAGGCCCUGCACCGGCGACUGGGUCGUCGUGAACUUCUCACCCCCCCAGACUUCCCUCGGUGACGCCCGCGCCCCCAACAGUGGCAGCUCCGUGCAAGGAUUGUGGGAGGUUUUACGGUGACCCCGGCCGCCAUUGCAUCACAACCCCGGCCGCCACUGGGUUAGGACGUUGGCCUCUACUGCUUUAUGACCAUGGCCGCCAUUGCAUCACGACCAUGGCCGCCAUUGCGUCACGACGACGUCAACCCGCGGCCAGGACUUUCACGAGGCCGCCCCUGGGCCCCGACGGCAAAAUCUUUGCACAAAGUUUGAAAUCCCGCCGGUGAUGAACAGAGAGUUGGCGGGGGGCGGGGGAAGGGGAGGGGAGUGGCAGCAGCAUGGGCCGGGUGCACGACAGAAGAGACUGUUUUGGAUUCCGCAUUGUUUGCUCGCCGCCCCCACGAAUCGGAGGCGGCGAUCGUCGUCUGUCGCCACACAUUUCCGAUCGUGGGUGCCGAUGUCCUCCGCCGUCGUCCUCGUCGUCCUCGUCGUCCUCGUCGUCCUCGUCGCCGCCAUCGCGGUUGUCCCGCAAGAUGUUUAAUCAUUUCCAUCUGCAACGUAAUCAAGGGAUGUUGCUGCUGCCGCUGCUGCCGUGGUGUCAUGGUUAGCAGAGCGGACUUGCGAUCCACUCACGGGAGUUGGCCACUUCCUCCGUCGUACGAGGCCCCGGGAUCAAUCACACACCGAUACACAUGCAGGCAUGCUUGCUGCUGCUAAUGGUGCUGCGGUGGUGUGAUGGUUAACAACGCUGGGAACUCCGGAGGUCACCCGGUUCGAUUCUGUCUCCCAGCACGGCAGUCGAAACAAUGGCGCAAGCCCCGCACACCAUCACGGCCUCCGUCUCCACCCGGUGAUGUUAAGUGGGUUCACUACGAUUAAGUUAACUUGCGGGUCGCACGCGAUGGGGGGUUAAAAUGUGGGCACUCCUAUCCCUUCCAAGAUGCCAAGCCGGCUUGGAAGAGGAGGCUGAAAUGCUCUUAAAAAAGGGCUGCUUUGAGCAAGCAAUAGCAGAGCUCCACCCGUAUCGUUUUUGUUUGCAUUUGACUGCAAGUAUUGUGAUUAAUGUAAGCAUGAUUCCUUGAAAAAGGUGUCAGUUUUGUUGCCAGAAAAAAGGGGAAAAACCCUAUUAGUAUAUUUUGGUACCGGCAAAGGAGGUCCCAUGAUGCACCUUCUAACACUUAACGGGGGUUGCGGGGGGUGGU